UGCGAGCCAGUAACCGAUUCAAGUACAUAUUUAGGUCUUCUUUCCUCGCCAAUUUCCGAGUAGUUAAGAUCUACGUGCCAGGCAUUGGGCAUUUUUGUUUGAAAAUCUUCAACAUGCGAUCGACGAACUGUAUCAAACGUGCGAGAUGGAUGAGAAUAUCUCCGAGUGCAAGGCAAGAAGUUAUGCUGGUUUUAGAAAACUACACUCGUGACUUUCACAAUCUAGCCGAAUGGUUUCGAUUGAAAUGGGAGUAUGAAAAUACGCCUCCUCCCCAGAGGCCUAAUUCCUUAACGUGGGAAAUCAGAAAAUCAUCUCCAGGAAAACUCAUUUUUGAACUGGACAAAACGUCAACCAACACCGAAUCAGCUAUUAGCCGUGAUGAUUCGUCGGCGACUGUAGCAAAUUUGAAACAGAAUGUUCCUGGUGCUAGUACGGCCACCUUUCAUCCGAGUAUUCCCAAACCCAUGAGCAGCAGCGUCGUGAGGCCUAAAAAUGUCGAUUGCGGUUGUCAGACUGACAACGACGCUCAGUCGAAGAAAAUGCUGCCAGCUGCGGGUCGAAGAAUAAUGCCAAGUAGUGGCGGGUGUCCUAAAAACCGAUGUCAACUUUUCCAUCAGAUCGGCCCCGAUAGAAACACCCCAAUACCGUCGGUAUUGUCAGUACACAGGUGGCUGGCAUUUCACCUCGCAAAUCCGCUCCUGGCGAAAUGUUGCCGCGGCAGUAUUCGUGCCGAAAACUGGGUUGCAGCGUCGAUGCCGGAGACGAAAAAUAACGAAUCCAUCACGAAAGUACCCAUCUCGCGUAGUCAGUCGGAUUCCGUCUUCGAGACUUCCCCUACUCUAUCCCUCAGCAGAUCGAUCGGAAAACAGUAUGCGAGCAUAGAAUGCAUGAGCCGCGGUGCGGUGGAUGAAAUUUGCCCCAAGUCGCCCGUUGUAGAAUCCAUGCGUGUGAUAAAUGAAGGCGAAGUCGCCUCGUCACUGGAAAAGUUUCGGCUGCGAAUGAAGAACUUCUCGGUUCUUCGAGUUCUGUUACAAAUGGGUCGCAGUCUCCGCCCAAAAACAAAGCUUGAAAUCUCCGUCCAAAGACAUCGAUGUCUCUGUCAGCGUUGUCACUCCUGUUCAAGUUAA
Messenger RNA from Ilex paraguariensis (yerba mate), 1127 nucleotides. Lineage: Eukaryota; Viridiplantae; Streptophyta; Magnoliopsida; Aquifoliales; Aquifoliaceae. The record is from the annotation of a GenBank genome assembly.